AUGAUUGCCACAGAUGCCACAGCAGUUGCAGCUUCUAUGGAGAAGGCCUUCUCUAAAACCUUUUCAUCUGCACAUGAGAUAACUAGGCUUCCCAAAAGCGCCUACUAUGUGGUGGACUUGGACUCCUCCAAGGAGCGUACCAGACCACCUAAACGGCACUGGAAAGGUGAGAGCUCCAAGGCAAAAAAGACCAAAGUCAGGGCUCCUGACAAGCGCAGAGACCAACCAACGCACGGUCCAUAGACCGACGCAGCUCUCCUCUUCGGACGAGGAACAAGAGAGUCCACAAGCACUAACCCAGAUGACGAUGCUUGGGACUCGGAGUCCAGGUCUGACCCAACCUUUGCACAAGAUUCAUUUCUGGGUGAGUCCCAGAGUGCAAUUGACUCGACCAGCAACACGCCAAGGUUGCAGGAUGACUCUGAGGUUUUCCUGGACGCCUUCAGAUGUUCUACCCCGGGGCAUCCGACACCCCCGCUCUAA
Messenger RNA from Pelobates cultripes (western spadefoot toad), 483 nucleotides. NCBI's taxonomy places the organism in Eukaryota, Metazoa, Chordata, Amphibia, Anura, Pelobatidae. The record is from the annotation of a GenBank genome assembly.